AUGAAGUCAAUCUUAAAAUCAAAAACGCAACCACAACCACAACUUUCAUUAUAUGGAAGAAUUCCUCAUAAUGUAUUAGCAAGUUUAUCUUUAUCCGCUUCUACCUCCACUAAUGACAAAGUUGAUGAUUUUGGAGAAGAUUCUGUUUGGAAUAUACCGAAUGAAGCUUGGGAGUGGAAUACUAUUGAGUCAAAAAAUUAUUAUCAACAAUCAUCAAUUAAUACUUCGUUAAACUCAAAUAUUUCUUCUGCCGCUAUCACAACCACCAAAACUUCUUCAAUUACAACGCCAUCAUCAUCUGCAAUCAACAUCAAUAAUACCACUACUACCUCCGAUCAAUUAUCUCCAUACUUAUUCUCUAUGUCGGACACUGGAAAUCAUCUUGUGAGUGCAACACCUGAUCUUUUUGUGGUUAUGGCUUUAGAUAAAGCCAGGAAAGAGUAUGAAGUUAUUGGAGAAUUUAAAGGACACUUUGAACGAGGUGAAAAAAUAACUGCAAUAUUAUGUUUACCAUUUUUCAUGCCAUCAGCUUUCAAAAGUCAAAUCUUUGUUAUAAUUGGUUAUAACACUGGAUACUUGAGAAUUUUUACUCAGUCAGGGAGUUUACAAAUAUCACAGCAACUAGACACUUCUCCAAUAAUUUCAAUAAAACUACGCACUGCAACAUUCCCUACAUUCUCAUUACCAAUAUCCAUGCAUUCACAUUAUCAUGAUUACAAUCAAAAACUUUCAUCAUUUUCAGAAUCGUUAGAUGAAGAGAUCACUAUAUUACAUGAAGGUGGUAAAGUUGUUAGUAUUGAUGGGAAAAGUUUAUGGACAGUUCUAAGAGUUUGCAACAGCCAUUACUAUAAUGAUUGUCAUCAUAAUCAACAACGACAACACCAGAAAUUCAAUUCAACACCAGAGUUUUUUGGUGGAAAUGGAGGUAUUGAUGGUGAUGAUGGGUCUACUACAGCGUUUGCAUAUAAGAAGUGGUAUUUUGAGGGCAGAGGAAAAGUUUUUGAUGUAGUAAGCUGUGGACCAUCAAAACACUGGACAACACAUGUACUUGACAGAUCAUUAGUUUCAUCUUCGUCAAGUACUGCUUUGUUUUCAUUUCAAGCAAAGGAAAGAUAUAUUGCUGUUGGAUCAAAUCCAAUGUUAUCAUAUUAUGCAACAUCUGAUUCUAGUAAACCUUUUUUGUCAGCAGUGUCUAUUGCAAGCAUGGUUGCCAAUAAAGUUUCAAAUGCUGUUUAUUCAUUAGCCAAGACUUUAUUAACUGCAGCUAGUGCAGCUAAACCUAUACCUAUGAUUUUGGCAUUAAAUGACUCAAAUAGAAAAAUUUUAUCAAUAGUUAUGUCACCUGCUGCGGCUGAUGGAAAAUAUCAAUUAGCAGCUUUGACUGAUUCGUUAGGGAGGGUGACUUUAAUUGAUGUAGAAGAAGGCGAAAUUGUAUUAAUGUUUAAAGGAAUAAGAAAUGCACAAUCCACAUUAUCAUCAUCAAAAGUAUCAGUCACCUCAACCAACAGUAGGAAAAAGUCUAGUACCAAAAGAAUUACAUUAUUUUUAGUUAUUUAUUCACCAUUUCGAGGAAUAGUUGAAAUAUAUCAUAUGAGACAUGGUAGACGUGUAGGUAACUUUACAAUUGGACAAGGAUGGAAUCUCUUAACCACAGUUUCAUCACCACUUGGAUAUGGUUUGAGUGGCGAAGUUAGAUUGAUAGAUGUUCCAUUUGGAUGUGCUAUAAAGAAACAAGUUAACCAUUUACAUGUAUUUAAAAAUCUCAUUCGUAAAUAUGGAACUUCAACCUUUAAGGAAGAGAUCACUUCAGAGUUGAUGAAAAUACUUGAACAAAUACAAGAUUCAAAUAAAAAAUUAGAAGCAUUGAUGUCAAUUCCAGAUAGUUUACCACCUACGUUUCAUUUGAUUGCAACACAAUCAUCAAUAAAUUGUUUAGGAAUGUUGGACUCAUUUGAUUUUUUAGAGUACGCACACGACUUGUUAGAUAAUAUGAAAAAUGGUAAAAAGCAGGAUUUCACAAAAAUUAUAAGAUUAAAAAUUGUGUUAAGGGAACAUUUAUUACAUAUUUAUGAAACAUUAGAAGGCAUCGGGCCAAAUAGUUUUAUGUCAUUAUUUAUAUUAAAUAAUUUAGAGAAAAUCAAUGAUGAUGAUGAGUUUUUAUUGCUUGAUGAUAAAAUUGAUGAUAACAAGAAAUUACAAUUAGUCAAUUUUCUAUUUAGACCAUUAAUAUUAUCAACAACAUCAGAAGAAUGGAUUGAGGCUAUUAGAAAGCGAAUUCCAACACCAAAUAGAAUCUGGUUAAAUUUAUUUUUAUUUUGGUUUAAAAAUACAAAUGUUGGACAUUCAUUAUUAUUAGCAUUUUGUUGUAAAUAUGAAUCACCAUUUAUUGAAUCAUUUGAGAUUGAUUGGAAUAAUUUGAUUCAAAAAUUAGAAAUCUGCUGGAAAUUAACUAAAAAUAUUAAAAAUAUUAACAAAGAUAUUGAUGAUGAUUUAGAAAUUGGAUUAACUGCUGAAAAUUUAAAUAAGUGUGAAAAAACCAGUAUUACAAGAAUUGUUGCAAUUAAUAAUUUAUAUGGGAAUAAUAUGUCGAUAGAUUUAUCAUCAAGCUAUAAUGAAUAUGAAAAUUCUGAUUUAUCUAUAAUUUAUAAAAGUUGGAUAUUAUGUAAAUUAUAUGAGAAAAAUAUCACCAGAACAGAUUUAUUGGAAAAAUCAAUUGAUCAAAUUAUAUUUAAUAUCAAAGAUGAUUUAUUAAAAAAUGGUUUAUUAUACUCAAUUUGGUAUAAAAUAUGUUUGCAAAAAUCAACUUCUAUUAUGAGUUUAAUUGAAAAAACUCAUAAAACACCAAAAGACGAAUUGGCAAUAAAGCAUUGCGGAAUGAAUGGGGAGACAAUUAAAAAGUUUCUAUCAGUUAGCAAGAAACUCUUGGAAUCAUUUAUUUUAGAUGAUGAUAAAAUAAAAGUUAAAAAUAUUUUAAAAUCUGUUAGACAACUAUUAAUCAUUCAAAAUAAUGAUGAUGACUUGUAUAAUAAGAGUGAAUCUUAUUAUAAUGAUAUUAUUGGGGCACAAGAAAAAGAAGCAUCAGAUCUUUCAUCAGAUGCUUCAGUUACAGCUGUAACAGUAAUUUCAGUGGGAGAAGUGCUGAUUUCAGAUGUGGUAGCAGAAUCUCUAGAAUGUUGA
Molecule: messenger RNA, 3177 nt
Organism: Entrophospora candida
Lineage: Eukaryota; Fungi; Glomeromycota; Glomeromycetes; Entrophosporales; Entrophosporaceae
Source: the annotation of a GenBank genome assembly